CCGGGUGUAAGCGGUCCUGCUCCGUGGCGGCGGUGGUCUCCCAGACCGAGUUAUUAUUGUUAGGGUUCCUUUACUUUUAGUGUUGUUGAGGUUUCAGGCUAGAAGGUGCUUCAGGAUGUCUUCAUCACAUUUUGCCAGUCGACACAGAAAAGAUUUAAGUACUGACAUGAUUAGAGCCAAAAUUGCUCGUAGGAAAUCACUGUCUCAGAAAGAAAACAGAUACAAGGAAUACGAACGAAAUAGACACUUUGGUUUGAAAGACAGCAACAUUCCAAUCUUGGAACAUAGAAUUCUUGCUCCAUUAGAUGAGACGCCUCAAGAGCUUGUUCCAGAAAAGGCCAAUGUCAAGCCAAGGUCAGCUAAAUCUGUUCUAGGUGAUCAACGAAAACAAAUGCUACAAAAAUACAAGGAAGAAAAGCAACUUCAAAAAUUGAAAGAGCAGAGAGAGAAAGCUAAACGAGGAGUAUUCAAAGUGGGUCUUUAUAGACCUGAUGUGCCUGGUUUUCUUUUGUCUCUUUCCAAAUCAAAUGCUGUGAAAGCUGAGCCCAAAAAGGCUGUUUCAUCUUCUGUACGGAUUACAAGGUCAAAGGCCAAAGAGCAAAUGGAGCAGACCAAGAUAAAUAAUGGAAACAUUCGAGCAAUCCAGUCUGGUCAGAGGCUAACUUCUGAAAAGAAAGUGUUGGACAAAGAGAAAAAAGCAGUGAGGAUGACUCGAUCAGCUACUCAAGCAGCAAACCAAAUUGCCAGAACAGUCUCAUCUACCACAAUAAGAAAGCCAGUCUCAAGAGCUGCUAAUGGUAAUGAACUAGAAAGAAAAGCACCAAAUAAAGGAAGACCUGUCAAAAAGAUAGAAGCAAAACCUGACAAGGACAUUUCUUUUAAAGUUGAUAAUAAAGAAAACAUGUUGGAUUCACAAACCAGUGCAACAAAUGAAGUGGAUCCAGAUGGCACUUUAUCAAAAGUGGAAAAUUUACCUAAGACAAAUACCGCAAAAAUGAAAGGGAAGAAUUCCUUCGCACCAAAAGAUUUUACGUUUCAGCCACUGGAUGGUCUGAAGACCUAUCAAGCCACAACCAUGAUUCCCACAAGAGCCAAUGCUUUUUUGACACCUAGUUACACCUGGACUCCUUUAAAAGCCGAAGUUGAUGAGACUGAAGAAGCAAAAAAAGAAAUUUUGGCACAAAAAUGUAGAACUCACUGUACUGAGACAGUACAGCAAGAUUCAAAUACAGCACAGUGUCCUUUCGGUUCCCCAACAGUUUGGAAUAAAGAACAUGUCUUAAAUAAAAAUGAAACUGCUACUAAAAAUUCAAGUGGCCUCUUAAUAUAUGAAGUUCCAUCGCUUGAGAUAAACGAAGGUCAGAUAUCUCAGCCACAACAUGAUGUGCCAUACUUUAGAAAUAUUCUUCAGUCAGAAACUGAAAAAUUAACUUCACGCUGCCUUGAGUGGGACAAGAAGCUUGAAUUGGACAUUCCAGAUGAUGCUAAAGAUCUUAUUCGCACAACAGUGGGUCAAACGAGACUUCUUAUGAAGGAAAGGUUCAAACAGUUUGAAGGACUGGUGAAUGAUUGUGAAUAUAAACGAGGUGAAAAGGAGACUACCUGUACAGAUCUGGAUGGAUUUUGGGAUAUGAUUAGUUUUCAGAUAGAUGAUGUAAACAAAAAAUUCAACGAUCUGAGCAAACUUGAGGAAUCUGGGUGGCAGCAAAGUAAUAAUACAAGCAAAAAAGUUGUUCGGAAAAAAGUUGUGUCAAGUAUAGCAAGUAAACCAAAACAGGAUGACGGUGGAAGAAUCGCGGCCCGAAAUCGCCUAGCUGCCAUAAAAAAUGCAAUGAAAGAGAGAAUUAAGCAGGAAGAACAUGCUGAGGCAGCAGUCUCUGUAAUACCAAAGGAAGUUGAUAAAAUAGUGUUUGAUGCUGGAUUUUUCAGAAUUGAAAGUCCAGUUAAAUCAUUCUCAGGACUUUCUAUCUCUUCUGAACGUCUUUCUCAAAGACCUAGAACACCUAAGUCUGUUGGCAAAGCUGUGUUUCAGAGCAGGGCUGAGAUGAACCUUCUAAGACAAACUAUGACACCAGAGAAUCCUGAUCCUCAGAGCAUCAAAAGUGAACACAUUGUUGAUAAGACUUUGCUUCCAAUUAUUCCUGAAAACAGGAACAGCAUGGUAGAAGAUGCCCAGUGUCCCGGAUUACAGGAUUUAGUUGAAGUAAAUCAUGAUGCAAAUAAGAUAAACUUUGAGAUGGAUUGUUUACCCAGUGAAAGAAUGAAUUUGCUUCUACUUGCUGGUGAAGUAGCAGAUAAUACUAAAAAAAUGGAAGACAUGUCAGAUGUUAUGGAAGGAAUGGAACUGAAAUCUCCCAUUAUAGCACAAGAUGUUUUGAUGAGUAGCCCUGAAAAACACAUACCAUCACAAAAUAACAUCUCACAGGAGGAAGAAACUAAAAUUUCUUUGUGUCAAUCAGUACUGUUUGAUAAUAAAAGCCUCACAACUGAAUGCCAUCUUCUUGAUUCACCAGGUUUAAAUGGCAGUAAUCCAUUUGCUCAGAUGGAGGGGAGACAUCAAGAACAUGCCAGACACAUUUCCUUUGGUGGUAACCUGAUUGCCUUUUCACCUCUAAGGCCCCUCAGUGGAGAACAACCAGAAGAAUUUUGAAUUUAAAAGUAAAUCCAGAUUUUUUUCUUCAUAUUAUCAAUGCUGUGAUAUAGUCUUAGAAAUACUGAGAAUUUCAGGAAUAUGGAUUUGUGUUCACUUCUGUUCAACCCAGUUAUAUAUUGUCAUGUAAUAUUUAAAAAUUCUGUGUUCAUCAAAGUUUUAGAUAUGAUACUGUUUUUCAAGGGAAGUUGGGAUAUUCUGUACAUUACUAACUACACAGAAUGUAUAAACUUGAGGCUAAGUAUACUU
Molecule: messenger RNA, 2899 nt
Organism: Trichechus manatus latirostris (Florida manatee)
Lineage: Eukaryota; Metazoa; Chordata; Mammalia; Sirenia; Trichechidae
Gene: DLGAP5
Product: DLG associated protein 5
Exons: 19
Coding region: 116-2650 (844 amino acids)
Biological process (GO): mitotic spindle organization; regulation of mitotic cell cycle; chromosome segregation
Cellular component (GO): nucleus; cytoplasm; spindle pole centrosome
Molecular function (GO): microtubule binding
Source: RefSeq, a predicted model, not a curated record